AUGCCGGUCUGUACGGAUGAAAGUGUGGGCAAGGUGUGCGGAAGCGGGGCGUCCACGCCGCCGUCCCCGACCACCCCUGUCAGCUGCUCGCCUCCGCCUCCGAGGUAUCUCUCCAGGAAGUCGUCUUCUACCUUCACCCUGCUCGAUCGGCGCUACCUCACACCCAGCCCGCCCCCAGAGCCCGACCUCGGCCUUCUGCCUUCCUUCAUCGGAUGGUAUCCCGCCUUCUUUCUCCACUUCAGCAGAAACCUUCUAGCCACCUUCAUCUAUUUGAUGUGGAAUCAGUUUUUCCUGAUGGGACCUGCUCUUUGGGUGUCUCUUUGGCUUUGGGUGUUCUGGAAAUGCGUUUCAUAUCCAUUAUUUUUCGCCAAGUGGUUCAUAACGCUUAUGUUUACACCUGCUACCGAAUUGAUCAGGAAAAAACGGACCGUUAUGAUAAGUGGAGGUAGCUCUAUACAAACCCUUCAUUUAGCGAGGAAUUUCUUCAGUGCUGGUGCUCGUGUUGUCGUCUUCGAAGUCGAAGGUACAUUCGGCCUCGCACGCUUUUCUACGGCAGUCGAUAAGUUUUACACUGUCCCUCCUCCACGCGGUGACAGAGCUGAAGAAUACAUCAAUGCUUUGAAAGAAAUCGCGGCUGACGAAAAGGUUACUUACUAUAUUCCGACAUGUGUUACCACUACAGCAUAUUAUGACGCACUGGCGAAACCUCACUUGGAAUUGAUGGGCGUUUCUGUUUUUUCUCCUGGACUGAAAGAAGUCCUUCAGCUGGAUGAUGUUAUGGAACUCUUAAGACGGUGCCAUAUCGAAGGUAUGUCAACCCCUGAGUACUUUCCAGUCAUGUGCAAGGAAGAAGUACAUAGGUUGUACGAUGAUGGAACCUUACAUGCCGGAAGACAUAUUAUGUUCAGUGCGGGUCCUUUGGGUUGCCGAGACAGAAUGAAAGUGCUCUUACCCAACACUAAAAGAAAUUUCAAAGGGAUUCACUACAUCUCUAUUCAUAGACCAUGGGUGAUAGUGAAGGAUUAUCCUGGAGACCACUUCAUUACUUGUACGACAGUAAAAGAUUCUAAAGUGUUGGCUAACGUUACAUGUAAAGUUGAGGGCUCAGAAGGUAGAAUGGUUCCUGUGGACCACAAAGAAAUAGACUUGUGGCUGAAUCAGCUCUUUUCCAAGAUGAAGUUCCUCCGCCCUGUGUCAGGACACAUGAGCUUCAGGUUCGUGGAGUGUACCAAUUCAGGGAGUGUGGUUCCCCUGGGCUGUAGGGUUGGAGUCUCCAUGCCCUACAUCUGUCAUACGAGCGUCCAUGCCCGGCUGGUGUGGAAACCAUGCAGACACUUUUCACGGCAGGCCUCUGGCCCCCUGGUGGCUCCCCAGGGCAGGUACUGGAUCUCAGAGGCCAUCAUCGGCGCUAUCCGACGGCCCUCCGUCAAGAAGAUGACCGAGCUGGUCCGGACAGUCCUCGACCGGCGGGAGGCUAUCUUCUCCUAUUGGGAUCCGAUACCUUACUGUGCAUAUUACCACGUUCAGUUACCUUUGAACAAAAUUAACAAGUUGGUUCGUAGGAUACCGGAACUAGGUCAUUAG
Messenger RNA from Nezara viridula (southern green stink bug), 1584 nucleotides. NCBI's taxonomy places the organism in Eukaryota, Metazoa, Arthropoda, Insecta, Hemiptera, Pentatomidae. The record is from the annotation of a GenBank genome assembly.